CCUCAAUUGUCGUGUGUUUGUUUUUGUCAUUUUCUAUUAAAUUUAAUAAAACUAUUGUGAAAUAUGGAAUAUGUCGAAAAAACUGCGAAAGAAUAUUCAAAAUGUUGUGAAGUAGAUUUAGAAUCAAAGUUAAAACCAAUUAACAAAUCUGUGGAUGAUAUGUUGGCUAGAUUAGAAGAAUUUGAGACGAUGAUGUCUUUUGUUAUACAGGAUAGAAAAGAUUAUAAUGACAUUUUAACUUCCAUACCUAAUUAUAAAGAAGAAUUUGAUAUACUAUGUAAUAAAAUAGAUUCUGUUGAAAAACUUACCAAACAUAUAAAGUCUAAUUUAGACGAGCUAGAAAAAGAAAUUGAAAAAGCUGAAUUAAGCCUAGGAUGUACUGAAAAAACUGCAAAAGUUACUCAAAUAUUCACACCAUUAUUUAAAAAGAAUGUUGAUAAAAAGUCCACUAGCCAGAGUACUGAAUUUUUCAAAACUGAAGACUAUUUUAAUUGAU
This is a messenger RNA of Diorhabda sublineata, 496 nucleotides long. It is a transcript of the gene Blos4, whose product is annotated as biogenesis of lysosome-related organelles complex 1 subunit 4. The transcript has 3 exons. Bases 64 to 495 code for a protein of 143 amino acids. The record is from RefSeq and is a predicted model, not a curated record. Lineage: Eukaryota; Metazoa; Arthropoda; Insecta; Coleoptera; Chrysomelidae. Gene Ontology annotation, cellular component: BLOC-1 complex.